Messenger RNA from Lithohypha guttulata, 1977 nucleotides. It is a transcript of the gene ain1, whose product is annotated as alpha-actinin. Gene Ontology annotation, molecular function: calcium ion binding; actin lateral binding. Gene Ontology annotation, biological process: actin cytoskeleton organization; actin filament bundle assembly. Gene Ontology annotation, cellular component: cell junction; cortical actin cytoskeleton; actomyosin contractile ring. Lineage: Eukaryota; Fungi; Ascomycota; Eurotiomycetes; Chaetothyriales; Trichomeriaceae. The record is from RefSeq and is a predicted model, not a curated record. Bases 1 to 1977 code for a protein of 658 amino acids. The transcript has 2 exons.
AUGGUCCUGCUCGAGAAGCAGUGGGUGAAUGUUCAGGAAAAGACUUUCAGGAAAUGGCUCAAUAAUAAGAUAAGCCCACGAAAUGUAGUGGUAACCGACCUCUCGACCGACCUCUCGGAUGGAGUUAAUCUGAUUCACCUUCUCGAACUUCUCAGCAAUGAGUCUCUUGGACGAUAUGCUGCCAAGCCGAAACUGCGUGUACAGCGAUUCGAAAAUGUCAACAAGUGCUUGGACUUCAUUAGGAGCAGAGGAAUCCAGAUGACCAAUAUUGGCGCCGAAGACGUGGUAGAUGGCAACAGAAAGAUUAUCCUAGGACUGAUCUGGACGCUCAUUCUGAGGUUCACCAUAUCCGAUAUCAACGAGGAGGGUCUAUCAGCCAAGGAAGGUCUUCUCUUGUGGUGUCAGCGGAAAACAGCCUGCUACGAUGGCGUGGACGUUCGGGACUUCUCUUCCUCUUGGAAUGACGGUUUGGCAUUUUGCGCGCUACUCGAUAUCCACAGGCCUGAUUUGAUAGACUACGAUACUUUGGAUAAGUCUGACCACAAGGGCAACAUGCAGUUGGCUUUCGAUAUUGCGUCAAAGGAGAUUGGAAUACCGGAUCUGUUGGACGUCGAGGAUGUGGCCGAUGUUGCAAAGCCAGACGAAAGGUCUUUGAUGACCUACAUUGCCUACUGGUUCCAUGCUUUCAGUGCCAUGGAAAGAGUCGAGAAUGCGGGGAGGCGAGUAGAGAAGUUUGUCUCGAACAUGCAAGGCGCCUGGGAGAUGGAAUCUGCUUACGAAAAAAGAAUGCGAGCGCUGCUGAAGCUCAUUCGAGAACAGCGUCAGACUUGGCGCGAGUCCAAGUUUGAGGGAACUUACGCCGACGCCAAGGCGCAGGCUGCUGCCAUGGGAAAAUUCAAAAGGAGUCUGAAAAGAGAUUGGGUAGCUGAGAAGUCUGAGAUAGGUGCUCUGCUUGGAAACAUAAAGACGAAAUUAUCUACGUAUAGGCUGCGGCCAUAUCAGCCACCACCAGAGCUGAGAUUUGAAGUACUUGACGAGGAGUGGGCCGGCCUAUCAGGCGACGAGCAGCGGCGAAGCAGGCUCAUCAAUGAAACCAUUAGAGACAUCAAGUACGCACUCAGGAGAAGCUUCGCGGACAAAGCCAACGAUUUUGCUUUGACACUAAACACGUUGUCUUUAGCAAUUUCUGGACUUGAGGGCGAUGUUGAGGAUCAGCUUCAACAUGCACAAAAGUUGGCCAGCAACAUCCCUGUUCUGGAACAGUAUCUCGAAGGCAUAGCAGUGUUGGAUGAGAAGUGUCAAGAAGCAAACAUUGACGAAAACGACUUCACGACGUACACUUACGACGAGCUUGUCUAUGAGCUCAGUCUCGUCAAGCAGGCCACUUCGAAGAAGCUGACCUUUUUAGAGAACCAAAUGGUAGCAAGGAGUAUGACGAACCUGACGCCUAUUCAGCUGGAAGAGUUUGAGUCAGUAUUUAGACACUUCGACCGUGACGGUACUAAUACCUUGCAUGAACUCGAGUUCAGUGCAGCACUUGCUAGUCUGGGGUUGGUUUAUGAUGAGCAGGAGAUGCACGAGAAAUUCCUUGAGGUCUGCCACACCGGACUUGAUCCUGCCACAUCGCCGGUAUCAAAGAAACAACGUGAGACACGUGGUGUCGGUUUCGAGCAGUUCAUUCGUUUCAUGGUCGCUGUCACGGAGGAUCAAAACAGUGCCGAGCAGGUGUUUGACUCCUUUAAGGAGGUUGCAGAUGGGAAACCCUACGUAACAGAGAUGGACCUGCGGCAUUCUCUAAUACCUGAAGAGCUCAUUGAGGAUCUGAUUCACAGCAUGCCUGAACACCACGGACCUGACCUCGAAGCCGAUCGAGGAGUGCCGAAAUACGAUUAUAUUACCUUUAUGCAGGGCAUGAUGGGUGAUGGUUCAGACAAGCAGUCGAAUGGUGAUCACAGACCAAGGACGCCAGUUCGCUGA